UUCAUUGAAUUAUCCGAAAGUGAAUUGUUGUUUUUGUUUUCUUAAAUUUUCAAAAAGCAAACAAAAAAAAUUCAAAGGCCUUGAAAGCCAUCAACGGGAAAAAUGUAUAAUUUUAAAACAAAUAUUCUACAUUAUGUAUUGAUUAAUAUGUUGAUUAGAGAAAUUGUUUCGGCAGGAUCCGGACCUGUUCUAAUUAAAAUGGCUGGUGAUAAAAAGGGUAAUAAAAAAGGUGGUGGUAAUUUGAUAUUGAUUUCGGGUGGAAAAUGUGGCGGUCCAACAUUGAUCAAAGGUGGUGGUGGUGGAAAAAAAGGCGGCGGUGAACAAAUGAUUUUAGUUGGCGGACAAGGAAAUUGUGAGGAGAAAAAACAAGUUCAUGUUGUCAAACAAAUAGUACCGGUGCCUUAUUAUAUACCAAAACCGGUAUAUAAAUAUAUACUUCGUCAUCAUUAUGUACCUGUACGACAAUAUAUUAUGAAACCAGUUCCGGUACCAUAUCCAAUGAAAAGUUAUAGUAAAUCAUCAUAUGGUGGUAGUCAUGAUUCUGGUUAUGGUAGUGGUGGUGGUGGUAGUACUUAUAGUAGUGAUAGUUCAUCCAAUUAUGGAUCAUCAUCUAGUUAUGAUUCCGAUUCAUCAUCAUCUAAAUAUGGUGGUGGUUAUGGUAACGGAAAUGAUGGUAGUGGAUCAUCAGAGAGUUAUGGUAUGAAUUAUGAUGAUCCAAAUGGUAAUGGUGGAUCAAAUGGUAAUGGUCAAAUGACUGCUGGUUAUCAACGACAAUCAUAUGAUUCAACACCAUAUCCAGUUCAACAACAACAAUCAAUGAUGAUGGAUAAUCAACAAGGAGUCGAUGUUGGAUCGAAUGGUGGUAGAUCAAAUAAUGAUUAUCAAAAUGGAUUAACACAUGGACAUUCAUCAAUGGGUCCAUAUAAAGCGGCGGCAACAAAUAGCUAUUAUUUUGAAUCACCAACAUCAUCAUAUGGUCAAUCAUAUUCAUCAGCAUCGGAAUACCCAUCAAGCAGUAUGAAUAGUCCAUUAUAUGCACCUGUUUAUAGUGGACCGAAUGGAAGAUAUUAUACAACAAAUCAAAUGUUUAAUGAUACUAAUGGUGGUUCAACAACGAAUCUAAUAUCACCAUCUACAUCAUCAUCCACAUAUGGAACAAUUUCUGUACAACCAACGGCAAUUGAAUCCGAUUCAAACGCUAGUCAUUUAACCGGUGUAUCAUCAUCAUCUUCAACAUCAUCAAGUCAUACGAGUUCAAUACAUUCAUCACCAAAUGAUUUUCUACGAUUACAACCGCAUUCAUCAUACGAUCGAUCAUCAGCAUUUUCAAGUAAAAAAAUAAGAUCCAAAUCAGCCAAAAUGGAUCUUGAAAGAACGAAAAAAUUAUUAAUCGAUUCAUUUUCACCAUUAGGAUUGAAUGAAUAGUGUUGAAAAAUAAUUCAAUUCUAAAUGAAUAUUCACAAAUAUGAACACAUUUACAUAAUACACAAUUAUCAAUCAAUCUAAAUAACUAAUCUCAAACCUCGACCUUAAAUCCUGAAAAUCCUUGAAUCCAACAAACAUACACUCACACUUACCAUGAUUAUCAUUACCAAACUGAUCAUCUUCAGUGCCUUUUUUCGUUUUUCUUCAAUUUCUCUAUUUUUUCAUUUUUUUUCUCUCUCUUAACGUUAUUUCAUUUUCACAUGAAAAAAACUUUACCAAUU
Molecule: messenger RNA, 1706 nt
Organism: Dermatophagoides pteronyssinus (European house dust mite)
Lineage: Eukaryota; Metazoa; Arthropoda; Arachnida; Sarcoptiformes; Pyroglyphidae
Source: RefSeq, a predicted model, not a curated record